AUGGGUGAAGCAAGGGAGCAAACGUUAAGAGAGCUUGCCAAACCAUAUUACACUCAACAACCGUUAUGUAUAGUAUAUCCAGAGACUACAGUACCAUUUGAAUUGAAACUCAGUUUAGUUCAUCUUUUAUCGAAUUUUCGAGGAUUGCUUUCAUCUGACAGGAGCAACAUUGAUGCAGCAGUCGGUGGAGCUUUAGCUGACAAAACGCUCACUGAAGCUAGCCAACUAAUAUCAACCAUGGUUGCUCAAGGAGGACUUCUCCAAAUAAAAACAUGUGGAGUGGUUGGACAUGCUUCCAAAGCUUGCCCACAAGGUCAACCUCAAGUUAAUGCAAUAGAAGGUUUCCAAAUGAAGUACGACCCCCAUGGGAAAGCUCCUGCUCAACCGGAGCAUGUAAAUGUAAGCGCAAUCAUUCUAAGAAGCGAUAAGGAAAUUCCUUCUUCUUCCAAAGUACCUAGCCCAGUUCAACCACCCAAGAAACCUGAAAAGGUAAUUGAUCAUGAUAACAAGAUAAAUGAAUAUGAGGAAUCCUCCAUCUUCCCAGAGGCAGCAUUCCUAGCUGCCAGUCGCAGGCUUGCCGCCCAAACCCGUUCUGUCCCCAGACCCACCGAAAGAACCCGGAGAAACCCCUUGGAGACGGUGGUUGUGGCGGAGGAAGCGAUAAAGGAUGGAGUAGUGGUGGUGGAAGAUGUGGUGGCUGAAGAAAAAGAUAAAGGGAAUGAUGUUUUGGUCCCGAAGACUCCGGAGACCAUCAUCAUCGCAGAAAUUUUUUAUAAACCUCCACAAAUGGAAGAAGAGGACCCUGACCUUGCGAUGAAGGAGAUUGCAGGGGGUGUGCUGCCAGAAGAGGCCAAGAAGGAAGAGUUGAAGGCAGCUGAGGCAGAGAAGGAAGCCAAAGCUAGAUUGAAAAAGGCAGUAGAGGCCGAGAAGGAAGACGAGAAGAAGAAGAAGAGAAAGGAAAAGAAGGCUGGAAAGGCAGAUUCUUCGCAUCAUCACAAGUCUAGAAAGAACAAAGAGAAAAAGAAUGAUGACGAAGAUAAAGAGGCCAAGAAAAAGAGGAGAGAGGAGAAAGAAGAGAGAAAGUUGCGCCGAAAGGAGAAUAGGCGCUUGAGAGAAGAAGAAAAAGAACAGCAGAGGGCUGCAAGCCUCGAGAAGGAUGGAGAGUCGACCUCCGUAAGGGAGGAUAGGGGGAAACAACACAAUUGA
This is a messenger RNA of Benincasa hispida (wax gourd), 1206 nucleotides long. Lineage: Eukaryota; Viridiplantae; Streptophyta; Magnoliopsida; Cucurbitales; Cucurbitaceae. The record is from RefSeq and is a predicted model, not a curated record.